Molecule: messenger RNA, 1528 nt
Organism: Heteronotia binoei (common prickly gecko)
Lineage: Eukaryota; Metazoa; Chordata; Lepidosauria; Squamata; Gekkonidae
Gene: HORMAD2
Product: HORMA domain containing 2
Exons: 10
Coding region: 50-1528 (492 amino acids)
Source: RefSeq, a predicted model, not a curated record
UUUACUGCAGGUCCCUGGCUGCACAUGGAAAACAGCUGACUAAAAUAAUAUGGCAACUGCUCAGCUCUUGCACAGUGAACAAAAGCAAAAAACAUCCAAGGAAACGGUUCUGUUUCCAAAUAGAGUUGCUACUGAGCAACAGUCUAUGCUUCUGGUGAAAAGGCUCUUGGCGAUUUCAAUCUCCUGUAUAACAUACCUCAGAGGGCUGUUCCCAGAAAGCUCUUAUGGAACUCGCUAUUUAGAUGACAUGUGCCUAAAAAUCCUUCGGGAAGAUAAAAGCUGCCUAGGUUCACUGCAGAUAGUCAAAUGGAUUCAAGGAUGCUUUGAUGCACUGGAAAAAAGCUAUCUCCGUGUGGCUGUCUUGGCAGUCUAUACAAAUCCCCAAGAACCCGAGCAUGUGACAGAACUCUACCAGUUCAAAUUCAAAUACUUGAAGACUGGAGUCCAGAUGGAUUUUGCUAGCACUCAAGUGAGCUCUAUGAAAAGAGUAAACAGUGAGGAAAUUAAGGAAGCCAGCAUCCUGCUGAUCCGCAAAUUGUAUGUUUUAAUGCAGAAUCUUGGACCCCUUCCUAAUGAUAUUACUUUGGCUAUGAAACUCUUCUACUACAGUGAUGUCACACCUGAUGAUUACCAGCCUCCUGGCUUUAAGGAAGGUAGCAGACCAGAUUGCCUGCUUUUUGAUGGCAACCCAGUGAACCUAAAAGUGGGAUCGGUUUCCACUGCGUUUCAUGUUCUGAAAUUGAGAGUAACAACUGAGAGCAAAAGGAUGGGGAUGCUGGAGAGCAGCCUGGUUGAAGAGAGUGGUCCUACUGAGAUCUCCCAUGAAGGACUAGACUGUGAGGAGGAAGAAGAGGAGAACAGCACUAAGGUACAAGAACAGAUUAGAUUCAUUUUCCAGAACCUACAAUGCAAGCUGGGAAGCUUUCCUCGUAUGGAAAGACGGUGGGGAUUUUUCCGCCGCUGCUCCUCGUGCGGGAGUAAAAUUGCCCCUCCUGACGGGCACGAACUGUGUUUGCUGUGCCUGGGCGAGCGGCACCGUCCUGACUCCUGUGUUCAUUGCGCUAAGUUUUCGCGGCAAACCAGGAAGAACAGGGCGGCUCGACUUGCGGCGGCGUUGAUGGAGCAGGCUCUUUUUCCAUGUCGUCAGCCGAUGGAGCAGGCCGAACAGCCGUCUGGUCAGUCCGACCAGUCGGCGCCGAAGUUGGUCGAUACCGACCGGGCCCCUUCCGAUGCCGAUCGCCCUAGAAAGAGAUCGGGCUCGGCGGCUAAUUCGGAAUCCUCGAUGCCGGUUAAGAGGCGCAAAGAGGACAAAGGGGCGCCUGCGGCGAAGGCGAAGAAGGACAAGAAGCAGAGACACAAAUCGACGCCGCUCUCAGCACCGGUGUCUCCUGCGGACCCUACGGCUCCGAUCGUCCCUCCUCUCAAGCUCUUCGCGUCCCCGAUACGCCAAUCGGACACCCCAUUGGAGUCGAGGUCGACCCAACUAGUGAUCUCGGGCUCAGACUCGGAGAUUGAGUCGGGCCAAUGA